UUAUAAUUAUUUUUUUUGGCGAGGUUCAGGGCCGCAGUGGGACUUAUUUUCAGAUCUUGAGUUACAUGAUGUACACCAGCCCACCCACUCUAUAUGCAGGCCGCUAAAACAGACUUAAGUAAAGAAAAAAGUUUGACACUUCCGCCCCAACCGAGGUGAGUCUGAAAGAGAUCAUAGUUUAACGGUGGGAGUAAGAAAUAUUCAAACUGACAUUAAAUCAAUACACAGUGUAUUAACAUAAACAGUGACUGCGUAUUGCAGUGUAUGGCAGUAAAACAGUUUACAGGAUCAAUCAGCUGAUCGCUUUCAGCUUUAUGUCCCGCCUCCCAGCGGGAUUCUGAUUGGUUCAGCCGCUGACGUGCAGACUCUGAAAGUGGGGCUCUGAUUGGUUCUGUCCCUAAAUGGAGAUUCUGAUUGGUUUUGCCUCUGAGUUUACUCUCCGCCUGUUUUUGCUGGUCAUAGCUCCACGCGGUUCGGUGAAAGCGGUGUUGUUAUUUUUAUGUACGCGUCCUGAACACAACCAAAAAGAAGUUGACAGGAUUCAAAACUUUGCUUCUGUCUGCCCUGCAUUAUUUCCUCUGUGGCUGUUUUGGGGGGCGGAGUAGUGGCGGAAGAUCAGUGACAGUGUAUGCUGACCAACUAAAGCGGCAUUUCUCUUUUGGCGCGUGUGAGCGUGGUUUUGUCUAGCGGAUCGUUCAUACAAUCCACUUCACACACAGACCCUAUUGCACACAGGACCUGAAAAAAGUGGGUUUGGAUUUUCUUUCACUGUCUUUGAGUUCACCACAGAUUCACGACGACCAGCUCAUUGGCUUACAAUCAGGAAAACGAGGAAGACACGUACUGCUGUCAGAGCCAACAGCAGAUGUUGGACAGGUUCAAUAAUGACGAUGGUGUGUUGCAGCACAAAGAUGAAUCAUGUGGUGGUGACGCUGCUGCUGGGGUCCGCGGUUGCUCUCACAUCCCGAGCUGUUGGGUUCAGCACUGAUCUGCAGCCUGCCUGUUCCAUGCUUUCUCACGAACAAAACAUUGAUAUUUGCAACAUUAUUCAGUCUCAUGAGGAGUUUUGUUCUUCUGGAUGGUGUACAUACACAGUCCCACCUGAAUUUCUCACACACUUGAAGAAUGAGGACUGUGUAGCAACUUGGUAUGACCUGGGCAAGCACGUCUUGGCUGAUCCUUUUUACCCAGGAAACCUACAGCAUCCAGCUCGUAAUGUCACACUAGAACAUCUAAUCACUGAACAACAUGUUGACGGAGUUUGGAUUGACAUCCGCUGCCAUGACACAGAUAAAUGGUACCAGGCUGUGUACAGAGCUACAAACAACAUGGCUGUAUUACCAACAGCAUCUGAUGGAUCUGUUGCCACAGAGACGAAGACCACAGAGAUGUGUCAGGAUCACCACACUGAACAUCCAGUGGUUGUUUCAGGGACCAUGCUCAUAGUACUUAUAUUGUAUAGUGUUUAGAAUAUUCAUCAUAUUAUAAAGCAUUUCUAAGUGAGACACAUCGAAUGGUUAAAUUACAGUUUUGCUGCUGUCUGUAAACAAACCACCAUCUUCAACCCUCAUUGAAGUCAUCUUCAUCCCAGAAGAACCUACUUAAGCAGAAUAAGGGCUGUUUUACUCUGGCUGUUUCUCUCAGGGAUUUUCUUACUUUGAGGCCUUUUUUAACCAAGAGCUGAUUACAUCAAAUCCAAAAAAUUCAU
Colossoma macropomum (tambaqui) is the source of this 1708-nucleotide messenger RNA. RefSeq lists its product as uncharacterized. The transcript is spliced from 7 exons. Lineage: Eukaryota; Metazoa; Chordata; Actinopteri; Characiformes; Serrasalmidae. The record is from RefSeq and is a predicted model, not a curated record. The coding region runs from base 885 to 1469 and encodes 194 amino acids.